AUGCUACUACUUCCUCGUGGUCUUGCCUCAGGUUUGGAGUUUUUUUUCACCUUCUCAGCGUAUCGGGAAGGUUUGAGAAAAUGCGUGUGCAAUCCUGAAUACUUCAACAGUUUCAGUGGGGUUGUGGCUAGAAUACUGUUGUGUCGUGUUGUGUCUUGUGUCGCAUUGAAAAGUUAUACAAUUCUGUUUGAAGAUAUUUCAAAAUAUGUUGGAAGUCAUUGCGCCCACAAGGCACUGAUAAUUGAUAGGCAGCAUCAGGCUUGGUUUCCAGACACCAACUAUGAAGAAACCCCUAAAUUGGGAAGAAACCCCCAGGUAGAGAGAAGCAACAACACAAGAAGAAUAAAGCAAAAGAGAUUAGUUUUUCCUUCUCUUGCACAUAUCCCAUCCCACCUCUGUUCAUUUUCUUGGGAUUUGUUAUCUGGAAUUAUAGUGAAGGCCAAGAGAUUUCACGAAGGGUUUAUUAGGAUUGUAAGUUCCUGUAUUCUUUUGAUAACAAUUUAUUGUCUAUGUUUGAAGCAUGGGGGAUCAUUUUAUGUUAUUGUUAAACGGUUGGUCACUGAAACUACCCUUGAAGCUGCUAUUGAAGGCCAAAACCGGUUGCAGCAACCCAUGCCCUCAGCAAGUGAAUAUCCGAUGACUGAUUUUUCUUCCCAUAGGAUGGAUGUGGAGGUUGGCUUUCAGUCGAAGGAUUUAGUAGCGUGUAGGAUUUGCCACGAUGAGGAUGAAGCCUCGAACAUGGAGAUCCCCUGUUCUUGCUCCGGCACCUUGAAGUAUGCCCAUCGAAGAUGUGUCCAAAGGUGGUGCAAUGAGAAGGGUGAUACUGUCUGUGAAAUUUGCCACCAGCAAUUCAAGCCCGGGUAUGCCGCAUCACCUAUGUUCCAUUAUGGUGGUGUUCCAACGAACUUCAGGGGAAAUUUGGAGAUUCCCAGAAGGGACCUGCAUAAUUUUCAGUUUACAGCGACAGUGGCUGAUCCCAAUUUUCUGGAUCAUGAAUUUGAUGACUAUACAGUUCGCACUUCCAGAAGCCUGAUGUGCUGCCGCAUAGUUGCUACAAUUUUUACGGUUCUUCUGUUGUUGCGCUAUACACUACCAAUCAUUAUUUAUGGAGCUGGAGAAUACUCAAUGAAAUUGUUCAUGUUACUGGUGUUGCAGUUACUGGUGUUAAGAACUAUCGGAAUUCUUUUGCCAAUCUAUAUCAUGGUUAAAAUAUUUACCAGUAUCCAACGUCGCCGACAUCAACAGGAUCCUCAUAGCUUCUCCAUUGCUACUGGAUCAGAUGAAGAAAAUGAAUUGACCGAGUCAGAGUCGCAGCCUCAGCCACAUCUCAUUCACGUGCAGUAAUGGCAUCAAGUACUGCAUGUAUGAGGGGAAACAACCAUGGUCUACAAAUUUAUGUUUGGUACCAACCACCAAAGGAAGUCUCGUGAUAUCAUAUAAAUGUUCAUAUGGCCCAGGUGGUGUCACACUGACUUUGCUCUGCAUCGUCCUUGGAUCUCAUUAACAAGCAAUCUAGUGAAAUGUAGAGUUACAAAAAGGUAACUGCUUUGAAGAAACAGUUCAAUAAAAGCCGAUAAAAUGUUCGGGAAAAAAGAUUGGUCAAAGCUAGCAAACAGCAUGAUUGAUCUGAAAAUACAAGGAGUUGGGAGAACAUGAAAAUGUAAAUACAUAUAUUUCACUUGAAGCUUU
Cornus florida is the source of this 1689-nucleotide messenger RNA. RefSeq lists its product as uncharacterized. Gene Ontology annotation, molecular function: zinc ion binding; ubiquitin-protein transferase activity. NCBI's taxonomy places the organism in Eukaryota, Viridiplantae, Streptophyta, Magnoliopsida, Cornales, Cornaceae. The transcript is spliced from 10 exons. Gene Ontology annotation, cellular component: membrane. The record is from RefSeq and is a predicted model, not a curated record. Gene Ontology annotation, biological process: protein ubiquitination. Bases 1 to 1344 code for a protein of 447 amino acids.